GUGAGGAACAGUGGGCAGAGUCCAACCCCAAGGGAAAGGGUUAAGUAUCCCGCGCUCCUGUGGGCGGGAUCGGCGAUGAGAUCGGCAGCGCUGGGCUCUGCUGGCCAAGCCUGAGCAUCACCGAGGAUGCGGCGCACGGAGAGGCUGCAGGGACGCGCGCAAGGUGAACGCGGGGCUGCGGGUGCAGCGCGCAGGCUUAUCCAGUGAGCUCUAGAAGUCAAAGGCUCUACACUCAGGCGUCGAGUUAAACCAUGGCCCCUAGCUCCCGAGGCUCUGCAUGUCAUCUCCUUCUGCUCUCCCUGUUGCCAUGCCUGGGGGCUGGCCCUGCCUUGGCCAGAGGCCUUCCCAGGCCACUUGAGGAUUCAGCACCCCACUUGAUCCCAUCAGAGCCACAGACCUUUGACCUCUUCUGGGAGAAGCUGAGAAAUGAGAGUUCCUGGCACAGUGGUAUCCCCCAGGCCCCUGCUGAUGGCCUCGAGAGGCCUGCAGACUCUCCCCUAGGACCAGCCCUGCGUGGACCCAAAGGAGACCCUGGGGGCCAGGGUGAAAGACUCCUAAUAACUGAUGAUCUCCAGCUGGUCCGGGGGCUUACCUCCCAAGGCUGGACAGGACCUCCUGACUCACAGGAGCUUCUGGAGUCAGAAGCACCUGCCCCCCACCCAGUGGGAGCACCCCAUCUCACUUUCAUUGCUACAACUCCCAGCCCUCAACUCAGGAUAACCACACUUUCCACUGCCCCACAGAAGCCUGGAGGCCCAGCAGGACAGCAGCCAGCUAGGAAUGAGGAUCUAAUGGCCCAAACCAAGACCCCCUUCCCACAGGCUUUCCCCUGGGACUACCAGGACUCUCCCCACACUCUGGUACCUGAGACAGAUGUUAGGAGGAGGAUAGUGCUGGGGAAGCAGGAUGGGCAUGAAGAGGACCUCCAGGAGGCUGUCCAGGGCCCCCUACUCACCCAGCAGGAUCCAGUAGCCUCCGAGGUUGGCUUACCAUCCCCAGUUGAGGUAGCAUCCAUUCAAGAGCCUGGAGCCCAGGUAGACCUGGCAUUGGCCAGAAGUCUUCCUCUUCCUGAGGAGCUGCCAGCUGAGCCCCCCAAAACAGGAGCUGGGGAUACCUGGGAAGUCAGCUCUCUGGGACCCCAACCUGAGCAGACUGACCUCGUUGGUGGACAAGACUCCUCAGCACCCCAGUCCAUACCACCUUCAACCUCAGACACUUCUGAUGAGCAGCUAAGAGUAGCCAUAGCCUCGAUGAACGGAGCAGAUCCCAUCUCCCCACAGCGAGUGAGAGGAGCCAUGGAGGCUCCAGAAACCCCCAAGUCCUUCAUCCCUGAUCUCCCAAACUCUGCUCAAGCUGCAAAUGGAACGGAGAGCCCCCCGAGGGCCCUGCAGCCAGAUGAAGCCGAGGAAUGGCCGGGUCGCCCACAAAGCCACCCUCCAGCACCCCCUGUCCAGGCCCCCUCGACAUCUCGGCGAGGCCUUGUUAGAGUCACCACACAGAGAGCUCUGGGCCAACCACCCCCUCCGGAGCCCUCAACCAGCUCCAUGGCUCCAGCCCCAGCUUCUAGCCCCCCAGCCAAUGCCACUGCACCUCCCCUGCGUUGGGGACCCCUGCGGCGGGUGCUGAGUUUUUCCUGGGAGCUUCAUGUCUAUGGGGUGGGAGUGCUUUUCCUGCUUCCAGCAUUGUUGGCAUUGGUUACACUGGCAGCCACCCUAGCGGGACCCAGAUUGGCACUAGUGGCUGCCAUGCUGGUGUUGGUGGCUUCAGGGCUGCGAUCUACCUACAUGCUCACAGAUCCUUACGGCUCUCAGGCACGGCUGGGAGUACGUGCCGGCCUGGUGCUAUACAACCUGCCCUUCCCCUUGCUACUCACUGCACUGGCAGCGCUCACCCUGCUAGGCCUGGGUGCCGGGCUGCCACAGCCUCUACAGAAGCCGCUUCUGCUGGGAGCCGUGGCACCGGUGCAUGCCGCAGGUUUGCUGGCCACAGACCUGUUCUCUACCAGGCCUGUGCUCAACCUCCUGAUGCAAGGCUUAUCUUGUGCCUGGGGCGCGUCGGUCGCUCUGGGCACACUCUGCCUGUGCCGUCGCCGCCUGCUGGAAGGCCCCCGGGGCUGGGAUGCCAGUCCAGGCCCACGGCUGCUGGCUGUGGCGGGCUCGCUGGGGCUGCUGGCCAGUGGUCUGCAGUUAGCAGCCUCUCUCUGGCUGUACCCAGGGCCCGGCCGGGAGGGUCGCUUCUCCUGGGCCUGGUGGGGUGUGCACUUCUGGUUACGCCUACUGGAGCUGACCUGGGCCCUAGCCCUGGCUCUGGCCGCCCUGGCCGCCACGCGUCCCAGGCCGCCCACGGAGCACGCUUGCUGGGCUAAGCUGCUACGCCUGGCCUGUCCCGCGCCCACGGGCAAGAGCGAGGUGCCCGAGAGACCAAAUAAUUGCUAUGCGGGUCCCAGUGGCCUGGCCACAGGCGGCCUGGACAUCAGCAAAAGCCUCAUUCGCAACGCUGCGGAAGGUGGACUUCCCGCCACGCCUGGUUCCGGACCCUGGGGUUCGGCUGCAUCGCUGGGUCGCGGUCGCCUGAAUGGCCCCGGGGUGUCCCGCGGCAGUGUGGGGCCUGCGCCGUCGCUGAGCGAGUUGGAUCUGCGGCCACCCUCGCCCAUUAAUUUGAGCCGCAGCAUCGACGCCGCGCUCUUCCGGGAGCACCUGGUCCGAGACAGCGUGUUCCACCGCUGUGGCCUCCGUGGACUGGCCUCGCCGCCGUCAGGGGGUGCCUUGCGACCCCGCCGCGGCAGCCAGCCUGACGCUGAGCUCGACGGCGCGGGCGCCUCCCUGCUCCGAGGCCGCUGCCGCUCGCUCAGUGAGGUGUGCUUGCGCAAGUCGCUCCCGCAGCAUGUGGUGGACCCGCCCGGCAGCGCGGCGGCCGCGGGGACUUCGGGCAGCUCCCUGGACAGCUUCUCCAAGGGCUCGCUCAAGAUCAGCUGGAACCCGUGGCGUCACGGGCUGUCGUCCGUGGACAGCCUGCCCCUAGAUGAGCUGCCCAGCACGGUUCAGCUGCUGCCAGCUCCUACCCCAGCCCCUGCUCCUGCCCGGGCCGGGGAGCCCCAGAGUGAGGGCCAACAGCGUUGCAAGACCAGCGAAUCUCGCAGCGCCUCCAGUGACACCAUAGAGCUCUGACUGCCAGGGAGGACCUGGACCCUCCCCUCAAUGUCCACAUGAAGUCGCCGAGCCAAGACAGUGGAGCAUUUGAAAAACUGGCCUUCUGGGACCUCCACCUGACUGCAGCUCCUGGAGACAGAAAGGCUUGAAUUCACCAGACUCGGGUUUUUUUUUGUUGUUGUUGCUUUUUUAAUAUUUCUAUUCUUUUUUUUUUCAGCAGAUAUUUUGCACAGAGGCUGUGAGUUACACGGAAUACAGGGUGGACGUGCAUGGUUUGAUCAUGGGGAAUAGGGACCAAGUACUCCUGAUUCCCCAGUGUGGAGAGAUAGAUGCACCUCACUUGUCCAGACUGACUGUCCUCUUUGUGCCAAAGAAAUAAACCCUUCCGAUUAGG
Messenger RNA from Chionomys nivalis (European snow vole), 3543 nucleotides. It is a transcript of the gene Prrt3, whose product is annotated as proline rich transmembrane protein 3. The coding region runs from base 252 to 3167 and encodes 971 amino acids. The transcript has 4 exons. NCBI's taxonomy places the organism in Eukaryota, Metazoa, Chordata, Mammalia, Rodentia, Cricetidae. The record is from RefSeq and is a predicted model, not a curated record.